Orycteropus afer afer is the source of this 1877-nucleotide messenger RNA. It is a transcript of the gene GALNT11, whose product is annotated as polypeptide N-acetylgalactosaminyltransferase 11. Gene Ontology annotation, cellular component: Golgi apparatus. The record is from RefSeq and is a predicted model, not a curated record. Gene Ontology annotation, molecular function: Notch binding. Gene Ontology annotation, biological process: regulation of Notch signaling pathway. NCBI's taxonomy places the organism in Eukaryota, Metazoa, Chordata, Mammalia, Tubulidentata, Orycteropodidae.
GAAAAUUGAAAAUGACCUUUCAGCUAUGCUAGGUCUAUAAUGGGAAGUGUCACAGUUCGAUAUUUCUGUUAUGGAUGCCUUUUCACAUCUGUGACCUGGACAGCUCUGCUUUUUAUUUAUUUCAACUUCAGUGAGGUGACUCAGCCACUUAAGAAUGUGCCCAUCAAGGGGUCUGGGCCCCAUGGGCCAUUUCCCAAAAAAUUCUACCCUCGUUUCACACGAGGUCCAAGUCUAGCAUUAGAGCCUCAGUUCAGAGCAAACAAGAUGGAAGACGUGAUAAAUAAUCAUAUUGAAGAUCCAGAGAAAGGAAACAUGAAAUUUUCCCCUGAAUUGGGUAUGAUUUUUAAUGAACGUGAUCAGGAAUUGAGAGACUUAGGCUAUCAGAAACAUGCCUUUAAUAUGCUUAUUAGUAACCGCCUGGGCUACCAUAGAGAUGUGCCAGAUACAAGGAAUGCAGCAUGUAAAGAAAAAUCUUAUCCAACUGAUCUUCCAGUUGCUAGUAUUGUUAUCUGUUUCUACAAUGAAGCGUUUUCUGCCCUGCUCCGAACAGUGCACAGUGUCAUAGAUCGGACUCCAGCACGCCUUCUUCAUGAAAUCAUUCUGGUGGAUGAUGAUAGUGAUUUUGAUGAUUUGAAAGGAGAGCUAGAUGAAUAUGUCCAAAAAUACCUCCAUGGAAAAACUAAAGUAGUAAGGAAUAAGAAGCGUGAGGGAUUGAUUCGAGGAAGAAUGAUUGGAGCAGCCCACGCAACAGGAGAAGUUCUGGUGUUCCUUGAUAGCCACUGUGAGGUGAAUGAGAUGUGGCUGCAGCCCUUGCUGGCUGCUGUGCAUGAGGACCCUCACACCGUGGUGUGCCCAGUGAUAGAUAUCAUCAGUGCAGACACACUUGUAUAUAGCUCAUCUCCUGUUGUGCGAGGAGGGUUCAACUGGGGGCUGCACUUUAAAUGGGAUCUUGUUCCCCUUGCUGAGCUAGGAGGACCAGAAGGAGCUACUGCACCAAUAAAGUCACCGACAAUGGCUGGAGGAUUGUUUGCCAUGAAUAGACACUAUUUCAAUGAAUUAGGACAGUAUGACAGUGGCAUGGAUAUCUGGGGAGGAGAAAAUUUGGAAAUAUCAUUUAGGAUCUGGAUGUGUGGAGGUAAGCUCUUCAUCAUUCCUUGCUCUAGAGUAGGACACAUUUUCCGGAAAAGGCGCCCAUAUGGGUCUCCUGAAGGGCAGGACACCAUGACCCACAAUUCCCUGCGACUGGCCCACGUCUGGCUGGAUGAAUACAAGGAGCAGUAUUUUUCCUUAAGACCUGAUCUGAAGACUAGAAGCUAUGGGAAUAUUAGUGAACGUGUUGAAUUGAGGAGGAAGUUGGGUUGUAAAUCAUUUAAAUGGUAUUUGGAUAAUAUUUACCCAGAGAUGCAGAUAUCUGGGCCCAAUGCCAAACCACAGCAACCCAUUUUUAUUAAUAGAGGGCCCAAACGCCCCAAAGUCCUUCAACGUGGGAGGCUCUAUCAUCCCCAGACCAACAAAUGUCUGGUGGCCCAGGGCCGCCCAAGUCAGAAAGGAGGCCUGGUGGUGCUGAAAGUAUGUGACUACAGUGACCCGAAUCAGGUUUGGGUUUAUAAUGAAGAGCAUGAAUUGGUUUUAAAUAAUCUCCUUUGCCUGGAUAUGUCAGAAACUCGUUCAUCAGACCCACCACGACUCAUGAAAUGUCAUGGAUCAGGAGGAUCCCAGCAAUGGACCUUUGGGAAGAAUAGUCGGCUGUACCAGGUGUCAGUUGGACAGUGCCUGAAAGUGAUUGAUCCAUUGAGCCAGAAAGGCUAUGUUGCUAUGGCAAUCUGUGAUGGCUCCUCCUUACAACAGUGGCAUUUGGAAGGUUAAGAUGGAGGCUG